Messenger RNA from Pseudozyma hubeiensis SY62, 1326 nucleotides. RefSeq lists its product as hypothetical. Bases 1 to 1326 code for a protein of 441 amino acids. NCBI's taxonomy places the organism in Eukaryota, Fungi, Basidiomycota, Ustilaginomycetes, Ustilaginales, Ustilaginaceae. The record is from RefSeq and is a predicted model, not a curated record. The transcript has a single exon. Gene Ontology annotation, cellular component: endoplasmic reticulum membrane.
AUGAGUCGUAUAACCAACCCAGAUGUGCAGCGUCAAGCCAUCUCCGCGCUGCACACCUCCGAGCCCUCUGCAUCCUCCACCACCCCUCGCGAUGACGAUACCAUCUCCAUCCGAUCGCGUCACACACUCCGAGCCUUCUCCAGCACCGACGAGGAGGACGAUCCGUGGUCAGCCAUACCGCGCACCACCUCCGCCCCGGACUCUGCUUCUCCACUCACACUCACGCGCGAGCAACGCAAACGACUCAUCCUGCGCUCACUCCUGCAGCUGCUAGCGUUGUUCGUCGUGUGUCUCGUCGGUCUCGGUGGAACCCUCUGGCUCGCGCUCCCCGUCAUCUCCCCCGACGACAAACCCUUCUUCAAACUACCCCGCAGCUUUGAAGAUCUUCGUCAACUCAACAGCGUCCUGCAACACUACAAAUCCACCCACUUUUGGCGUGUCCUCCUCUGCUGGACUAUCAUCUACCUUUUCCUCCAAGCUUUCUCCAUUCCGGGUUCGAUGUACAUGUCCAUCCUAGCAGGUGCACUGUUCGGUGUACCACUUGCACUGCCGUUGGUGUGUACGAGUGUCGCUACGGGUGCUACGAUCUGUUACUUUAUCAGCAAGUUUUUGGGUGCGAUAUUGGUAGCGAUACCUAGUUGGAAGGCGAAAGUGGAUGAGUGGAAGGACAAGGUGGACGAGCACAGCGAAGAUUUGCUGUCGUAUCUGGUGGUGCUGAGGAUGAUGCCACUGCCACCGCACAACAUUGUCAACAUUCUCUCUCCGCACCUAGGGAUCGGAGUCGGCACCUUUUGGCUCUCGACCUUUGGUGGGAUAUUUGCGGUCAGUGUCAUCCACACGACCAUCGGUGAAAAGUUGGAUCAGAUUACGGGCGAAGAAGGUUUUACCAUGUUCACCUGGCGCAACGUCUUGCUGCUGGGAGGUGUCAUGGCUGCGGUGAUGCUACCCGUAGUUCUGCGGAGGAUGAAGCGAACGGAAGAGCAUCAAGGACAAGUCUUCCUCGACGAGACAGACCAAGACGCACAACAUCUUCCCGAUAGUUUCCGUCGAAACCUUUCUAGCGGAUUCGAAUCCGAUGAUGAUGACGACGAGUUACCGCAUAGAAGUUUGGAUACGCAUAAUAUGUCCCCCAACGACGAGAGUUUCCCCAACUGGACCAGUGACGGGAGGUCCAGUUUGGAUGAGGAACAGGAUGACGACGUGUACGGAAGAGGCGGCGUUUUCCGGGAUCGAAAUGGUGCACCGCAAGGGAACGCGGAGCAGAGGACGGGCACAGCGCAAAGGGUCAAGAAAUGGUUCGGUGGUUCGACAGGCAUGAUCUUGUGA